AUGAAAACUAAGUAUUGUCACGGGAUUCAAAAUAAAUGUAAAACAUUUUUUGUCAUACUUAGUCCUUCAUUUUUAGUAUCAUCUGUAUCAUUGCCGUUUCCGCUUAACAUUGUACGUAAGAAAGACAUUUGUAGUAUUGUUAACAUUGCAUUUGCAUCUACUGAUCCAGAUUCGUCAACACGUGUUGAUCAUCACAACAGCCGUCGUAUAAUGUUAAAAUUUUUAAAAAUGAUUAAGAAUUCAGAGGAUUUAGGGAUAAUAGAAUUAGUUGAUGAAUGUUAUGCACGAAAAAUAGAUUUUGAACAAGAACGACAGCAGAUGGAAGAUGAUGAUUGGAAGGAACGUGUGGACAGAGACUAUGAUAAAUAUUCUCAAAUGACGGAAGGUUAUCAACAGUCUCGAGAGGGUAAUAAACCCUAUAAAAAAUAUUGGGAAUUGACAGCAGAGGCUAAUGAAAAUACUUUUAAUUCACGUUGUUACAUUGAAGAAUAUCGAUCACGUGGCUUUGGUUUGAAUGAUUUAAAAAUUUAUUGGAAUUAUGAGCAAAUUAAUUAUAUUAGUUCUCCGUCUACAAUGGAAGAAGAAAUUCAAGAUCAAGAUAAAGAGGCAAAACGAUAUAUUGAACAAUUUCCAAUCAAUAAGAGACAAAAUCAAGGCAAGAUUUGUAUUGUUGGAAAAUUGCACGCAGGUGUGCAGCAGUUGGUACACCAAGUGAAAGUAGGAAAGCAGGUGAUUGUCUUAGAUUAUGGUGAUGAACGUAUGCCUGGAGGUGGUUAUUUAGAAGGUUGGACGACACAAGAGGAAACAAUAUUAUUUAAUUCUGAUUGUUAUCGUGCCCUAAUGGAUAUAAAAUAUAAAAAAUUGGAUUCUAGUUAUAUUAUACCUGAGUUUGGUGUCUUCUACGUAAAAAAUGUUACAUUUGUUUUACCCGGUUCAUUCUAUCCAUAUCAAGCACGUAAAGCAGACGUAGUUGUUGCUGCAUGCUACGAUUUAACAAAUGAACAUGGGAUAUAUCGAAAGCCCGAUCAUCAGAAAGAUGUGGAUGAGAAUACACGUGAAAAACUUACAUCAGUUAUUGCUGCUGCACAAUUGAAUACAGAAGGUGAUGGUUCAAAUACCGUUUUAUUACUUGGUCCAAUUGGUUCUGGUGCAUUUAAAAAUGAUGUCCAUAUAAUUGCACGACUAUGGAAGGAUAUUUUAGAUCGACCAAUACCAUCAUAUAAUGUCAAUGGUGAUGAUGAUGAUUCAUCAACAGUAGCAAGCCGUUAUUUAUUCGAUGAAAUAUGGUUUAACUGUUAUGAUGAAGAUAAUACUAGAGUAUUUGAAGAAAUUUUUGAAACACAGAGAUCGGCACACCAAACUGAAGAUCAACAAAUUAGGGGUGCUGAUUUCUAUUCACUUUACAACAUUCUAUAA
Didymodactylos carnosus is the source of this 1416-nucleotide messenger RNA. Lineage: Eukaryota; Metazoa; Rotifera; Eurotatoria; Philodinida; Philodinidae. The record is from the annotation of a GenBank genome assembly.